GUCUAAACGAGAGAAAUAAAAGGACUUAAUUGAAGAUGAACAGCCAUAAUUAGAACUCGGGCUUAAUUUAGAGAGCAUGGGACGUCCAACGGCCAAGACGCUUGUCCGACUCAUCAUGGUGGUUAACAUAGCCAUCUUUUCGGCGCCGGCGGCAGCGGCAGUACCUUCUCAAGCCUUACCCGGGUGUGAAAGUAAGUGUGGGGACUUGGAAAUUCCAUAUCCGUUCGGGAUGAAAAAAGGGUGUUAUCUCAACAUUAAUUUCUCCAUCACCUGCAACGAAACUCAUUAUCAUCCUCCAAAGCCAUUUCUAAUGAACGGCAACAUUGAAGUAACCAAUAUAUCGCUCUAUGGCGAGCUCCACAUCUUGAACUACAUAGCCCGAGAUUGCUACAGAAAAGAUGGCCUUCCUGGCAUCAAUAACAGACCCAGACUUACUGUCCCCAUGUUCGCAAUUUCCAACACCAAGAACAAGUUCACCGUCGUUGGCUGCGAUACAUAUGCUUAUAUCUAUGGUGACCUUCCGGGUGAAUCCUACACAAGUGGGUGCAUGGCAUUGUGUACUGCAGAGAGUGAUGUAACUAUAGAAGAUGGGUCCUGCUCUGGGAAUGGGUGCUGUCAGUUGGAAAUUCCCAAAGGCCUAAAACUAUUACGUCUGGAUGUUAGAAGCUUCGAUAAUCACACAUAUGUACACAGCUUCAAUCCAUGUGGCUUUGCAUUUGUUGUCCAACAAAACCAAUUUAGUUUCUCCAAAAAAUAUAUUCAAAACAUCACGGAAGACAGACUUCCGCUUGUGCUUGAUUGGGGCAUCAAAAAUGAUACUUGCCAACCACCCAACCAACAGAGACAAUGCCUAUGUGGACCAAACAAGAGGAAUAGUAGCUUAUCACUUGAUGGAUCUGAAUAUUAUUGUCAGUGCUUGGAUGGUUUCCAUGGAAAUCCUUAUCUCCCAGGUUGUCAAGAUAUAAAUGAAUGUGAAGAUGGAUCCGAUCCAUGUGUACCCCAAGCCAAGUGUGAAAACAAAGCAGGAAAUUAUACCUGCUAUUGUCCCGAGAAGUAUGAAGGAGAUGGAAAACGUGAGGGAGCAGGUUGCAAACGAAAGUACUCCAACUCCAUGUUGAUUCAAAUUAUCAUUGGAACUGGUGUGGGGUUUGUAGUUUUGCUAAUCGGUAUCUCAUGGUUAUACUUGGGUUACAAGAAGUGGAAGUUCAUCCAACAGAAAGAGAAGUUUUUCAAGAACAAUGGAGGCACCAUGCUUCAACAACACCUUUCUCAGUGGCAGUCACCUGCUGACACAGUCAAAAUUUUUAGCCAAGAGGAGUUGGAAAAAGCUACAAACAAGUUCAACGAAAGCACAGUGGUAGGAAAAGGUGGCUAUGGCACUGUUCACAAAGGAGUCUUGGACGAUGGUUCGGUUGUCGCCAUUAAAAAAUCACAAUUAGUUGACCAAUCCCAAACUUCCCAAUUCAUCAAUGAAGUCAUUGUUUUGUCCCAAGUCAACCACCGUAACGUGGUCAAGCUCUUAGGGUGUUGUUUGGAGACACAAGUUCCAUUAUUGGUGUACGAGUUCAUCCCCAACGGCACGCUCUUUGACCACAUCCAUGACCAAACAAAGUACUAUUCUAAUCAUCUUUCGUGGGAAGCUCGCUUGAGAAUAGCUUCAGAAACUGCAGGGGUCAUUUCAUAUUUGCAUUCUUCAGCUUCUACUCCAAUUAUCCACAGAGAUAUCAAAUCUGCUAACAUACUGUUAGACCAUAAUUUAACUGCAAAGGUGUCGGAUUUUGGUGCCUCGAAGUUAGUUCCAAUGGAUCAAACUCAGUUAUCCACGAUGGUGCAAGGAACUCUUGGAUAUUUGGACCCUGAAUACUUGUUAACAAGUGAGUUGACAGAGAAAAGUGAUGUGUACAGCUUUGGAAUUGUGCUUCUAGAGCUUAUAACAGGGAAGAAGGCAGUGCGUUUUGAUGGACCAGAAAUAGAGAGGAAUCUGGCCAUGUAUGUCUUUCGUGCAAUGAAAGAAGAUCGUUUAGUAGAAAUUGUGGACAAGGGAAUGGUGAUGGAUGAAGGGAAGUUGAAUCAAAUAAAAGAAGUAGUAAAAGUAGCUAAGGAGUGUGUAAGAGUGAAAGGAGAGGAGCGACCUAGCAUGAAAGAGGUGGCUAUGGAAUUAGAGGGCUUGAGAGUGAUGCAGGUUCAACAUUCAUGGAUUAACAACAAUUUAUCCAACUCGGAAGAGAUGAUAAGUUUAUUGGAUGAAACUCCAAACUCCACCGACCAAUUUCUUGUUAGCAACAGUAUUAAUUUUGUGGAUAAUAGUAUAAAGAUAGACAUUUUGGGGACACAUAUCCCAGAUGCAAGAUGAUUGAUGGAGUGUUUUCUUAAAAUGUAUCAGGAUGAAGAUUAAAACCUCUCGUAUCUCUUAGCAGAAAAUAUAUAUUAUAAACAAUCAAGUUGUGCUUAUAUUAAUAUUA
Molecule: messenger RNA, 2462 nt
Organism: Benincasa hispida (wax gourd)
Lineage: Eukaryota; Viridiplantae; Streptophyta; Magnoliopsida; Cucurbitales; Cucurbitaceae
Source: RefSeq, a predicted model, not a curated record